AAAAAUGGUAAAGAAAAGACCUUCCAGCACAAGAUCGCAUCACUCGCUGCCUCUGGACGAGGAGGUCGAACAGUCUAGGUUGGCUAAACAGAAGAAAACAUCCGGACAGUCCGUGAUCAUGAACGUGAGUCAAGACGACGAAUCCAGCGUUGUUGUCGAUGACCGAACGUCUAAGAAAAUUCUCUCGAUCGCCAAGAAACAGCAGGAUGAGAUUGGAAUGGAGCUGGGCUAUGCCGAAGUUGCGAAAAGAAAACAGUUCUCGCUGUCAGGGUCAGGAGAAAGUGGGGUUCGAUCCGAGGAGAUGCAUGAAGAACUGCAAGAAAACGAAGAUGACCCUGAUGAUGAAAAUGCGGAUCUGAAAGAUGAGAUGAUUUUGGAAUCCGAGCGAAAGUUGUGGGAUGGAACUGACUUAAACGCAGAAGACGUAACAGAAGAAGAGGAAAAAGUUAUGAAGGAAUUCAUGAAAAUGACGCCUCAAGGUGAAGGCAAAUCACAGGCGAAAACUGUUAUCUUCUCAAAUCAAGAGUCGAUUUAUGACAAAUAUAUGGAAGCCUUGGCGCUGAAGCGGGCCGAAGUCGAUGACGCAGUCUCGCAAAGUCAAACAGCAGACACUUCUAGUCCGCAGUUAGAUGAAAGGAUCAUAGCAGUUUAUAAAGGCGUGGGCGAGGUUAUGAGCAAGUACAGGAGCGGAAAGAUUCCAAAGGCGUUCAAGGUGCUGCCAGUUUUGCUGGACUGGGAACCCCUGCUGUUUCUGACCAAACCCCAUCAAUGGACAGCCGCUGCUAUGUAUCAAGCUACGCGAAGAUUUUCGGCCUCUGCAAAUGAGAAAAUUGCUCAAAGGUUCUAUAAUUUGGUUCUGCUACCUCGAGUUCGAGACGACAUUCAAGAAUACAAGAAGCUGAAUUUUUUUCUCUACAUGGCCCUAAAAAAGGCUUUGUUUAAAAUUGGAGCGUUUUUCAAGGGCUUUUUGCUUCCUUUGUGCGAAGAAGGUGACUGUACAUUACGUGAGGCCGUGAUAAUUUCUAGUAUUCUGGCUAAAUGCUCAAUUCCAGUUCUCCAUUCUAGCGCAGCCAUGUUGAAAAUAGCCGAGAUGCAGUGGAAUGGAGCAAAUAGCAUAUUUUUGAAGACUUUUUUCAACAAGAAAUACGCAUUACCGUUUCGAGUCAUUGAUGCUUCAGUUCAUCAUUUCCUGAGUUUUAAAGACGAUCAAAGGAAUUUCCCAGUUUUGUGGCACCAGUGUUUUCUCACAUUUGUUCAGAGGUACAAAAAUUCACUCUCGAAUGAACAAAAAGAACAGUUGAUGAGACUAGCUCAGAGGCAGUACCACGCUCACAUAACGCCAAUGGUGCAGCGCGAAUUGCAAGUGUCGAUUAAUAAAUUCCCUGAAAAUUAUACUCAGAAAGAGGCUGAUGAUGAAAAUAUGUCCGAAGCUUCUACUAUGAAUUGAUUAUUGAAAGUUGUUUUUUUUUUCCAGAGGUUUUAGCAACGUAGAUGAAGUUAACUUCUGUGCUUGA
Molecule: messenger RNA, 1514 nt
Organism: Symsagittifera roscoffensis
Lineage: Eukaryota; Metazoa; Xenacoelomorpha; Acoela; Convolutidae
Product: bystin-like
Exons: 1
Coding region: 5-1447 (480 amino acids)
Biological process (GO): rRNA processing
Cellular component (GO): cytoplasm; nucleolus; preribosome, small subunit precursor
Molecular function (GO): snoRNA binding
Source: RefSeq, a predicted model, not a curated record